AUGACACAUUCUCUUUUUGAGGUGGCGAAACGUUGUUCCAAGAUCACAGAGUCGUACUUACUCAUCAGUAGUGGCAGUGCAAUCAUCCAAAGUACGCAAAAUGCUAUCAGAGUAACGCAAAGGUGCCUACUGGAGGAUGUGUUCCCCAAAUGGAAUCCACUAGAGGGAGCUAUUUCGUUUUCUUACAACGGUGGAAAGGAUUGCCAGGCACUUCUAGUGAUUUACUUGGCUUGUCUUUGGGAAUACUUUAUGAGGGGGGUUGCUGAGUCACAAUACGAUGCUCAGUACCAGAGAUUCUGGAUACAUCGCCUCCCGGCCGUCUAUAUUGAUCAGGCUGAGACCUAUGGGUCGCUGGAGAACUUUGUGGAGGCAACGGUCGAGCGCUAUGCUCUCGCAUUAUAUGAGUCUCCGAAAGAGCGCAAAGUCUCUAUGGCGGAGGCCUUCAAGGACUACUUAGAGCUUUAUCCGAAAACCAAAGCUAUUGUUAUAGGCAUUCGCCACACCGACCCGUACGCUGAGAAGUUAAGUCCGGUUCAAAAGACCGACGCUGGUUGGCCCGAGUUUAUCCGUGUCCAACCGUUAUUGCACUGGAAACUGGCGAAUAUAUGGAGCUUCCUUCUGUAUUCUGGCGAAGAAAUAUGCGGUCUCUAUCAGGUAGGGUUCACGUCAAUUGGCGGCAUAAACUCCACAACACGGAACCCCUACCUCUUGGCCACCAAGGCUGCCACUGAAGAGGGAACAGUUUCGAACGAAGAACGAAUAAAUAACCACUUUACCUGGGAGAUCUCCAAUGCCUAUGGGUUGGAGCAGGCGGAUGACAAGCCACACUGCUCAGCACUCACUGAUGACGACUUGCGCCUCAUCGCCUCGCACUCACAGCAGGACUACCUCCCCGGAUGGUUCUUAAUCAACGAUCGCUGGGAGCGCGCUGGCCGGGACUCCAGAGCGUAG
This is a messenger RNA of Eremothecium gossypii ATCC 10895, 951 nucleotides long. It is a transcript of the gene FAD1, whose product is annotated as FMN adenylyltransferase. Gene Ontology annotation, biological process: FAD biosynthetic process. The transcript has a single exon. The record is from RefSeq and is marked provisional. Lineage: Eukaryota; Fungi; Ascomycota; Saccharomycetes; Saccharomycetales; Saccharomycetaceae. The coding region runs from base 1 to 951 and encodes 316 amino acids. Gene Ontology annotation, molecular function: FMN adenylyltransferase activity.